GUUCGGUUCUUUACGUGGCCUUGAAUCCAACCGCGCGUUCUUCAGCUUCUCAUUUCCUUAGCCUCCUCAGUCCUCUCCAAUUCCAGUAUUCUUCUUCAUCUUCUUCCAAGGGAAAGCCAUGUGCCAUGACAAUGAAAACCGUCAAGAACAACAAGGGCAACAGCAGCAGCAACAUCAACAUCAACAUCAACACCAAGAGCCACGAACCUACCCUCGUCUCAAGAACCGUCCGAUGGGACGCCGAACUAACUCCAUCACAUGGUUGAUCGCCAUUUUCUGCACGAUAUUAUGGGUGAUCAUCAUCCUAGGUGGUCUAACCAUCCUCAUCGUGUACCUCGUCUUCCGGCCGCGGAGCCCACAAUUCGACAUCGCCAGCGCUACACUCAAUGCUGCCUACCUUGACAUGGGUUCCUUCCUCAAUGCCGAUCUCACCAUCCUCACCAACUUCUCCAACCCAAACAAGAAGGUCGACGUCUCCUUUGACUACUUAGUCAUCGACCUCUACCACGGCUACACGCUCAUUGCCACCACCUCCAUCGAUCCCUUUUCCGAGAGCAGGCGAGAGAGUGUGCUUCGAGAUGUCCACUUCAUCUCUAGUCAGGUUAGCCUCCCACCAGAAGACAGAAAACGGCUUCAAAGCGAGAUAGAGAGCAAUAUGGUCAUGUUCGACAUCAAGGGGUCAUUCCGAACAAAAUCCAAGUUUCGGAAUUUCUUGCAAUUCUCGUACUGGUUGCAUGGGCGAUGUAGUAUUGUGAUUGGCGGCCCGCCUACUGGGGUCCUAAGUUCAUGUAAAUGCAGGACAAAGCGAUGAAUAGUAAAA
This is a messenger RNA of Magnolia sinica, 820 nucleotides long. RefSeq names its product NDR1/HIN1-like protein 13. Gene Ontology annotation, cellular component: plasma membrane. The transcript has a single exon. NCBI's taxonomy places the organism in Eukaryota, Viridiplantae, Streptophyta, Magnoliopsida, Magnoliales, Magnoliaceae. Bases 119 to 811 code for a protein of 230 amino acids. The record is from RefSeq and is a predicted model, not a curated record.